Nezara viridula (southern green stink bug) is the source of this 294-nucleotide messenger RNA. The record is from the annotation of a GenBank genome assembly. Lineage: Eukaryota; Metazoa; Arthropoda; Insecta; Hemiptera; Pentatomidae.
AUGUGUAAGGUAGACGUGGAUAAUGCCUUAACAAAAUGUACAGCUCAAAAAUGGUUUGUCAAAUUCUACGGAGAAACGAUUCUCGAAGAUGCACCCCACAGCGGUUGGCCCACCGAGGUUGAUUCGAGUGAUAUCAAGGCUCUAAUUGAACAAGACAGAAGAUCGUGGAAAACUGCUGACGAGCCAUCUAAUAACACCCCGAAGUCCGAAAAAGAUUUUGCUCUCCAUAUGAUGGGAUUAUCGCAGCAUGCUCUUUUACCAGCUGCUUCCACAAGGAAAAAAGGAUUGAUUUGA